Messenger RNA from Eremothecium gossypii ATCC 10895, 1593 nucleotides. It is a transcript of the gene STE7, whose product is annotated as mitogen-activated protein kinase kinase STE7. Gene Ontology annotation, molecular function: MAP kinase kinase activity; ATP binding. The record is from RefSeq and is marked provisional. Gene Ontology annotation, biological process: MAPK cascade; protein phosphorylation. The transcript has a single exon. NCBI's taxonomy places the organism in Eukaryota, Fungi, Ascomycota, Saccharomycetes, Saccharomycetales, Saccharomycetaceae. The coding region runs from base 1 to 1593 and encodes 530 amino acids.
AUGAGUCAACACAUCUUUCAAACCAAGAGCCUGAAACGUAAGAACCUCAAGAAAUUGACGCUCGAGGCCGGAGGCAGUGAGGAGCUGGAGGGCGCAGCAAGGGGUGACAUACUGCGCGCGACGGAGGACAGGCUUUCGGGGGCGCCGACGCUGCUCAAGGCCGGGGCCAGGCCCAUGCGGAGCCCAGAGCCGGUCUGGGGCCUGGGGAGCGUACCGGGUCCUGCAUCAGUACAGGGUGUCCUGGACAUGGCUAGUAGCCAGCGCGCUGCGGAACCGGCCACCCAGCGGCCGGGUCUGUUUCACAACGGAACGCCGGACAACCAGCUACGCGGGGGGAAGCCGUGCAUGACGCUGCGCAUGAAGCGCAUGCAGAAGCCCCUCAACUUGAACAUUGAACCAGAGGGCGUGAAGUCGAAAGUUGUCAUCGCGCAGCCCAGUCCAACAAACUCGGACUCAUCGACUAGCGUAAGCCCCAUUGUGCCCAGCAAGAUCACGAGCAAUAAACGCGACAACCGAUUGUCGACCAAGUUCUCCCGGCUAUCUAUAUUCCAGGAUGAUAACAACGACAUCCAGCUGGAAGAUCUCGUGCAGCUAGGCAAGAUUGGGGCCGGCAAUUCUGGGACUGUGGUUAAGACCCUCCACGUGCCAGACUCUCGAAUCAUCGCCAAGAAAUCCAUCCCUGUUGAAAACAGCGAGCUCGUCAAAAACCAAUUGAUGCGUGAGCUCACGAUCAUGAAGAAUGUGAAGGAGCAGAAGAACAUAGUUGGUUUCUAUGGUGCCUACUACACCGCGAUAAAAAACCACGAAAUCAUCAUCUUGAUGGAGUACAUGGACUGUGGCUCGUUGGACAAGAUCUCCAGUACCUACAGGCGGUACUGCAGCAGAAACAAGGUUCCUAUGAACGCUUCUACCUCGUGGUUCACCGAACUGUCACUCUCCAAGAUCUCUUACGCAGUUCUAAACGGGCUAUCAUAUUUAUAUCAGGACUACAAGAUCAUCCACCGUGAUAUCAAGCCAUCGAACAUCCUUAUAAACUCCAAAGGCUUUGUCAAAAUAUGCGACUUCGGUGUCUCAAAGAAAAUGAUCGAUUCCAUUGCUGACACCUUCGUGGGCACCUCCACAUAUAUGUCGCCAGAACGCAUACAGGGUAGUUGUUAUAAUACCAAGGGGGACGUCUGGUCCCUAGGAUUAAUGAUUAUAGAACUAGUGACAGGCGAGUUCCCACUUGGCGGCCACAACGAUACUCCCGAAGGCAUUUUAGAUCUACUGCAGAGGAUAGUCAACGAAGAGCCGCCCUCGCUUCCGGCAAGCGGCGACUUUUCGGCGGAUAUUAUGGACUUCGUUAACUGCUGUUGUGUGAAGGACGAGCGUAAGCGCUCUUCCCUGCAGGAGCUUAUGACUCACCGCUACAUAACCAAGUACAACGACAGCGACGAUUAUCAAAGGACAUUCAGACAUUGGUGUAAAAAGAUUAAAAAGCGCAUCAAAGCGGAUAAGAUGAUCCAGCGCGAGGAAAUGGAGCGCGCAAGGCUCGUCAACAGGCAGCUCGAGCGCUCCGCCCAGGCUGCCAUGGCCGCUAGGAGCGGCAGGUAG